GAAACUUCCUUCCAAUUCUCUCAUCGUGGGACCUCUCGACAAGAUGUCAAACUCAGGAAGGAAAAGAAAUAGUGUAGGAAACUUGGUGCUUGACUUACAGUCAUGACAUGAACUUAUCUCACGUCUUAUUCUGUUUCCGAUGAUUAUUCUCUGUAACCUGUACUGGUUUCGUCUUCAGUUUCAAACUUGAUCCACUGCUUGUUUUGUUUCUUCGAAGUACUAAUCAUGGAAGCCGUUGCUGCAGUUGGAGAAGCUUUUUUCUCUGAAAUGUUUGAGGAGUUGCUCUCCAAGUUCAACGCUUCUGACUUGAUAAACUUUGCUCGGCAGAAGAAGAUUUAUGCUGAACUCCAAAAGUUGAAGAACAUAUUGCAGAAUAUCAAAGCAGUUGUCGCAGAUGCAGAAGAGAAGCAAGUAAUGGAUAGGAGUGCCAAAAUAUGGUUGAAAGAAUUACAAGACUUGGCUUACCAAGUCAAGGACAUAUUAGAGGAGUUUGACUACGAAGCUUUGCGGCGCAAGUCAACAGUGAAACAUAGUAAGGUGAAAAUGCAUUGCUUGAGAGGUUUGAAAUGGAGUGGCAUGUUUAAUGUGAAGAUGGUGUCAAAGAUAAAGGGGAUCACCACAAGGCUGCAGCAGAUUGCAAGUGAAAAGAACAGCCUGAGACUUGGAGAUAAUGUUGGAGGAAAGGCCCACAAAGCAAGAGAUCAUCAAAGACUGCCCACAACAUCUGUAGUCAAUGAAAUCAAGGUUUUCGGCAGGGGAAAUGAGAAGGAAGCAAUACUUAAAUCGUUGCUGGUUGAGAAGACAAGUGAAGAUGAUAUUCAUGUCCCUGUUAUUAGCAUAACUGGCAUCGCAGGGAUUGGCAAGACCACACUUGCUCAGCUGGUUUACAAUGAUGGUAAAGUCAAAUAUUUUUUCGACUUGCGAGCAUGGAUCCAUGUCUCAGAAGAUUUUGGUGUCACAGAGAUCACAAAAGCCAUUCUACAAGCAGUCAGUCCUAGCAUUUCUUGUACCACCGACUUGAAUUUGUUCCAGCUCAAGCUAAAGGAGGAGUUAUCAGGGAAGAAACUUUUACUUGUCUUAGAUGAUGUACGGCUUCAGAACUACAAUCAAUGGAGUCUCCUUAUCCGUCCUUUCGAAGUCGGGAACUCGGGGUGCAAAAUCAUUGUCACCACUCAGGAUCAAAACAUUUCACAAAUAACAGGUCCCUUAGUCCAUGAUACUCCUUUGAAAGAGUUGGCAGAUGAUGAUUGUUUGUCAAUUUUAGCUUGGCAUGCUUUGAAAAGCAAAAAUUUCAAACGCCAUCCACAUCUGAAAGAAAUUGGCCAAGAAAUAGUGAAGAAAUGCAAGGGGCUACCUUCAGCGGUAAAAGAAUUGGCGAGCCACUUGGGCGCCAAGCAGGUAUACAAAGAGUGGGAAGCUGUAUCCAGGAGCAAGAUUUGGGAUCUACUAGAAGAGAAAGGAGGCACUGUUGCAGCAUUGAGAUGGAGUUACCAUCACCUCUCCUCUCAUUUGAAGCCAUGUUUUGCUUACUGCUCUUUAAUUCCAAAGGGCUAUGAAUUCAAUAGUGAUGAGUUGGUUCUGUUAUGGAUAGCAGAGGAUUUCGUGCAACCGAAAGGGCAUAAGCAACCGGAAGACUUAGGUCAUGAGUACUUCUCCGAUCUGCUAUCAAGGUUAUUUUUUCAGAAGUCAAACAAUAACAGCUCGUUGUUUGUAAUGCAUGACCUCAUUAUCGAUCUUGCUCAAUCUGUUGCCGGUGAUUCCUGUUUUAAUAUGGAGCAUGAACUGCACAUCGACGAAAUGGCUCGUCAUGUUUCGUUCAUUCCCCACCGAUACGAUGUCUCACAAAGGUUUGAAAUCUUCAAUGAAAGGAAACACGUACGAUCUUUCAUAGCACUGCCGACACCAUGUCAGAGAGGAGGAUAUUGCUAUUUAAGUAGUAAGGUACUGUACAAAUUGCUGCCAAAAUUGAAGUGCUUAAGAGUGUUAUCCUUGAGUGGCUAUUUCAUCGGAGAGCUAUCGAGUUCAAUUGGUGAUUUGAAGCUUUUGCGAUGCCUUAAUUUGUCUAGAACAGCAAUAAGAUUGCUGCCUCGGUCAGUUGGUAAUCUUCACCACCUACAAAUGUUAAUAUUAAACCAAUGCAAAGAACUUACAGCUUUGCCUGUUGAAAUUUGUGGACUGAGUAAAUUGCAUCAUCUUGACAUCCGAGAUACUCCGAAGCUACAAGAGCUGCCAUCAGGACUCGGAAACUUGACCAGUCUCCGGGUAUUGCCCAAAUUCAUUAUCGGGAAAGCUGGAGGGCUGGCAUUAAGGGAGUUAAAGGAUUUGUCUCUUCAAGGUCAGCUUUCCAUUAUAGGGCUGCAUAACGUGGUGGAUAUUCAAGAUGCAAGGAUUGCCAACCUAAGGCAAAAGCAAGGCCUGAAGAAGCUAGCCCUUGAAUGGAGCAAUGAUUUUAAAAACAGAGACAACCAAAUGCAGGAGCAGGUCCUUGCGUCACUGAACCCUCAAAAAGAUCUCCAAUGGCUGUCCAUUUCAAAUUAUGGAGCUACAAAGUUCCCUUUUUGGGUAGGGAAUCCUUCUUUUGCUAAAAUAGAGCAGCUAGACUUCUUUGACUGCAUAAAUUGCAAAUCAUUGCCAUCACUCGGGCGACUACGGUCACUCAAAAGCUUGAACAUAAGAGGCAUGCAUGCAAUGACAAAGUUGGGCCCUGAAUUUUACGGGGACGGUUUUCCAUCUUUGGAGAUCUUGAGGUUUGAGAACAUGACAGAAUGGAAGGAAUGGAUUUCAUGUGUUGGUAGCGUAGAAGGUUUCCCUUGUCUUCGUGAGCUUAUACUGCAUAACUGUCCUAAAUUAGCUGGAACGCUGCCAAGAACCCUCAGUUCCCUGGUAAAACUAGAAGUUCAAAACUGCCCACAGCUAAUGAAUUCACCUUUAAGUUCCACAUGCUUACGUGGAUUAACCGUGGAGGACAGUACUAACGUAAUCCUUCGAAGAAUGGUCGGUCAAAACACCAUCAUCAAAUUGAAAAUUAAGGGAAUUUCAGGCCUUACCUGCAUAACUGAGGAGCUCUCCAAGGCCUUAAUGAGACUUGAAGUUCUAGAGAUUGAAGGUUGCAGUGCACUAACGUGUUUGUGGCAGAAUGGAUCAGAAUUAGAAAACCUGCCUUGGCUAAAUAGUUUGGUAGUAAAGAAUUGUCCCGAGCUUGUAUCCUUGGUUGGAGAAAAGCAAGGGCAAGGACUAUGCCUACUCUCAUCUCUUAAAGAUCUCAGGAUUGAAAGCUGCCAAAAAUUUGUGUCCUUGCCAGCAACAGGGUUGCCUCAUACACUAAAGUGCCUCACAAUCCUUGACUGCAAGGCUCUGGAGUCAUUACCUGACAUGAAUGACAGCAAUUCCAACUGCUGCCUUCUUGAAGAAUUAAAGAUGGUAAGCUGUCCUUCCCUGAAAUCCUUCCCGGAACCCAAAUUGCCCUCGACACUCAAGAGCUUGACAAUCAAAAACUGCAGAAAUCUAGAGUUCCUUCCCGGUGGACGAGUGCAACGUGAUGGCAAUGAGAAUUGUGCACCGCGCCUUGAAUAUUUGUGUUUAGCUGAUUUUCUUGCUUCAGAAUCCUUAUUGGAAAGUGUGUUGCCAUUGCUCGAUCUUAAAGUCCUCCGGCUAUCGAAUUGUAUGAAUCUCAGGGCCUUGCCAGACCAUAUGCUGAACUUCAACUCUCUUCAAGAACUGAGUUUAUCAGACUGUGUGGCUCUGACAUCCAUCCCAGAGGGUGGUUUGCCUCCCAACAUAACUUCUCUCGAGUUCCAUAAUUGUGAAAAGCUGAAGCAGCCAAUGUCAGAGUGGGGCCUGGAAAAACUCAAUUGUCUUACAGAAAUCAAGAUUGUUGGUGCAUGCCCUGCUGCAGAUACUGAUUCAUUUCCAGCUGAGAGUGUAAUGCUUCCUUCGACUUUAACCAGUAUUUGCCUGGAAAGCCUUGAGAAUUUGGAAUGUCUAUCCUGGGAACUAGAAAACCUCAUGGCUCUCCAAGAAUUGCAGAUUAAAGGCUGCCAUAAGCUCCGGUUUCUACCAAAGACAGGCCUACCGGUCUCACUAGGACGGCUAUGCAUCUCCGACUGUCCUGUUUUACGAGACAUGUGCAGAAAAGAGAAAGGAAAAUACUGGUCCAUCAUACGCGACAUCCCUUGCCUCGAAAUUUAUUGAAAAUACAUGGUGGAUCGGGUAUGAUGAACUUUAAUCACGUUGUUCAAGCUCCAAGCUGUCUGUUUUUGGAGACUGAUGUACAUAUAUGAAACGUGGAUAGGAGAGAGUAAUAAUCUCAAUGUAUCCAAAUUCCAAAAUAAAGUUCAUGUUGAUAAUAUGAAUAAUUUUCUCUUGUAUAUUUAACAAAAAAAUUUACAUGACUA
This is a messenger RNA of Gossypium raimondii (Peruvian cotton), 4394 nucleotides long. Its product is annotated as putative disease resistance protein At3g14460. Gene Ontology annotation, molecular function: ADP binding. Gene Ontology annotation, biological process: defense response to other organism. The transcript has a single exon. The record is from RefSeq and is a predicted model, not a curated record. Lineage: Eukaryota; Viridiplantae; Streptophyta; Magnoliopsida; Malvales; Malvaceae. The coding region runs from base 226 to 4191 and encodes 1321 amino acids.